AGAUCCAGGUCCAUACAAACUUGAUUGUUCUGUAAGCCAUGUCCUGCAGCAUUCAAACAUUGUGAUACGAAGUAACACGGUCAAAAAACUGUCGGCCUCCCGGCAUGCAGCAAACACCACUGUGUCCCCCUUCAUGGCUUCAUGGCUUCAUGGCUUCCCACCUAGUGAUGCUUAACUGCCCCUCCCGUACACACAGAGCAGAACACAAAGAAAACAAAUAAAAACAAACAAAUCUAUUAAUUUUGCAAUACACACAACAGCACAGGCAUUUACGUUUUCACACACGGCUCUUCUGCAGGGCAGCGCCUCAAUAUAAGGGUAUCAGUAAAUCAUAACCAUUUAAGUGGCAAACUAGAAUAAACCCAACCUCGGCGGGAAGCUGUUUCCCGACGGAUUGUUUUCGGUGACACGGGAAGUGAGCGUAACCGAGCAACGCCGCCGUCGCCACGGUAACGCUGCUCCGCUCAGAGGAAGUUGGUCGCGCCCGAUGUGAAGCGAUGCGCCUCGGGGCCGGUCUACUCCGGCGACACGUCAUGUAGGAGAGCUCACGUGUUUUUCUUUUGAACAUUGACGAAGUGCUGAAGUUAGAGCUGCUUUCUUUUGGUCGUCAACUGUUCACUCAGGCAACAAAAAAAAAACGUUAGCGAAAUGGAGCCCGAGCGGAAUGUCGGCUAGGCGACACGCCCCCAUAAACACAACAGCCGUGUGGGUGACAGGGUGAUGCCUCUCGCCGCCAUGGACCGAAAGACUUUAAGUAUUGUUUCACUGUACGUCAGAUCAAACGUUGAGGUCCCAGGCUCGGCUGAGAAAUGAACGACUCAUCGUUUGUGCGUCUCGUUCGACGCGGCUGAACCGUUUGUGCAGGUCAACAGCUGCGAGUUGCACCUCGCCACUUUCAGAUCGCCAGGAGUGGAGAGAUGCCCAGACGCCGUUUACAGUCUGCCUCUCGAGAUGUUGUAAUAGACGCAGAGGUGAAUUCCAACACGCCGGUGAAUCGUUCCAUCCCAGGAAACAGGCAAUUUGUCAGGAGACCUGCUGUGUCGUCCCUCGCCAGCGACUCUGGAGACGCUUCACCUGACGAUGGGGCCACUGGCAGCUGGUGCUCAGGCUGGUGUGGCUGCAGUUUCACACGCCGCACAAGAAGCAAGGGACAAAUCCAAGAGGCCGACCAACAGCGCUUGGGCCACUUGCUACCGUGGUGUCUUAAACCUUCCCAAGUGCUUCUGGUGGAUAUAGUUACAGCGCGGGAUCGGGUUGGUCCCUUCACUCGGUUGCCCGGUGACAGUUUUGCAUCCAACUUUCAACGAAUCCACUUGGACAGGCGCUGUCUGGAGGAAAGCCCCCAGCUGGGAAUCAUGGAAGAACUGCAGCUCCUCAACCUCCAGCACAAUCUGAUCACAAGAAUCCAGCAUUUGUCACAUCUGCAGCAGCUGGUUUUCCUGAACUUGUACGACAAUCACAUCUCUGAAAUGACAGGCAUCGACGCCCUGAGUCUGAGGAUCCUAAUGCUCGGGAGGAACCGAAUCAAGAAGAUAUCCUGCCUGGGGAGCCAGUCCAAACUAAAUAUCCUGGAUUUGCAUGACAACCAGGUCUACAGGACAGAGAACGUCUCUCACCUGAGCGAGCUGCGAGUGCUCAAACUGGCAGGAAACGGCAUCUCCAGCGUAGAACAUCUGCAUUGCCGGGACCGUGUGACUGAACUCGACCUGAGGCACAGCUGCAUCUCUUCUGUGACUGAAGUGGACCGCCUGCCCUGCUUGCAGCGCCUCUUUCUCAGCUGCAGCAGCAUCACCAGUUUUGAUCAGCUAGCCUGCCCUGGAGAGUCGCACUCCCUUUCUGAGCUCACCCUGGAUGGGAAUCCUGUAGCCCUGGAGACAUGGUACAAGCAGGCCGUCCUGCGCUGUGUGCUUCACCUGAGACAGCUGGACAUGAAGCGCAUCACAGACGAGGAUCGGCGCAUGGCUGGUGUACAAGCUCGAAAAGAGGAGGAGAAGAAGAGGGAGAGUCACAAGCAGACCAUUCAUAAGGAGAAGCGGCGUCUGGCGAUCCGUAAUGCAGCGCAGCAGUGGGAGGGCGCCAGGGCCUGCCUGGAGCUGCCGCCGACAAACGGUGCAAAAGAAGAAGCCAGUCCAGAGAACAGCCCUGCCCAUAGCCCCGCCCAGACCAACGGCCUCACACAGGAGCCUUCUCCAGACGAGCCAAGGCGGGUAAGCCCAGGUUCAGGACCAGAGCGACCGUCAGGGGGAACGGAGAACAGACUCCGCACCAACAGCCGUCCAAACAGCCCACGAGAUCCCAAGCUUUUGGAGGCAGGGAGCAGCACAGUUCAGAGCUUGUCCCUGUCUGAGAGUCACCUGGCGGAGUUGGAUGGAGAUACCCUGCGUUUAUUUGGACUCGGAGCCCUGGAGGCCCUGGAGCGGGGUUGGGGAGUUCAGACCGCCGGUGCUGUCACUGUGAUAACCUUCCGCUACAUCAGCUUCGACGCCAUUGUACCAACACUGCCGCGAAUAAGGGUCAAGUUCCCCAAUCUAUCGCACCUGAUCUUCUUGGAAACCAACAUCAGCCGCCUGCCGCAGCUGGCCGCCCUGGCUCAGGUGAGACGUCUGGAUCAGCUGACCAUCCACCCGGAGGGAAACCCAGUGGUCAGUCUGGCUCUGUGGCGCUCUUUCGUCAUCUACCGCCUCCACCACUUCAACCUGCAGAGAAUCAAUGGCCAGGAGGUGACCAUGAACGAUGUGAUCGCUGCAGAGCGUGCGUUUGGAACGCUGGGUCAUAUUGCAGCCACCGAAACUCCACGUUGCCGCCUCCUGUUGCUACUGGAGGAGUCCAGGAAGCGUCAGCUGCAGUUCCUGUUGGAGGGGCGAGGCCGGCGGCCAGGCCUGAGUCCCGAGGAGCUGCGGGACAACGGGAAGCUGCUGGGAGAAGGCCUGAGCAGAGCGCUGUUCAACUACCCGAGCAGAGACUGCAGUGCGGAGAGCCCUGAGGAAAGCACCGUGGAGCCAUCGGAGCGUGCGGCCAUGAUAGAGCAGUACCUCCAGGAGUUGGUCCACAGGGCGUCGGACACCAACCUGAAGGGCGAGGCUCUCCACAGGCUCUGGCCCUCCAUGUUUGCAGAGAUGGUGGGAGACUGUGUGUUGGAGAUGAGGGACCGGGCAGCCUUCCGCCGAGCCAGCCUUGCCAAGCUCUCGGAGACCAAGUGAACCGGACCAAAGGUUCACUCAUAAGAUCACUCAAACACACGCAGGAAACACGUGGACGUAGUUUCACCAGGGGCCUCCAGCGCUCACUCUAAAAUGUCCUCUCCGCAACACAUCGCAUCACAUUGUGACUUUAUCAGUUAAUCGAAUCUGUGAAGGCCGAGGGUGUACAUUCCCCUAGUGUGUGGGAAAACGCUUUCCUAAGAUGGAUGUUUGUUUUAAAAAAUGUCUAAAAGAAAUUUGUCAUGUGUCCUGAUUUGAAUGUAGAUUUUCACGGAGAACACGGUCUGAUUCCUCAGCGCUCGGAGCUGUAACACACUUGAAGAAAGGUAGAAGGACUCACCGUGCAUUGUGGUCCCUGCGGAAUAACCUCUGCACCUUAAAGGCCCCCUGAAUGAACCCUCUUCAUCGUUACCACCAUCAGCCGAAAAUGACCGCUGUCUCUUUUUACUUCAACCUUGUAUCACACAUCGCUCUCUCACGUUCUCCUGCCUGCCGUUAAAAAAAACAAAACAGAGGGCACAAACACGGACAAUGACUUUUCUUUGUUUACCACUGAUUUUUCUGUAUUGUACUUGGAAUUAAAAGAUUCUGUAGUAACAAA
Scophthalmus maximus (turbot) is the source of this 3801-nucleotide messenger RNA. Its product is annotated as leucine-rich repeat-containing protein 49. The record is from RefSeq and is a predicted model, not a curated record. Gene Ontology annotation, molecular function: protein binding. NCBI's taxonomy places the organism in Eukaryota, Metazoa, Chordata, Actinopteri, Pleuronectiformes, Scophthalmidae.